AUGGAGAAACCUGUGUCGGGAGGGCUAGAAUGGAGGAUCAAUGUUCCGGAUGGGACGUCAAAGAUACUAGCUCCUGAAUGUAGUUCUUAUUGCAAACCUUGGUUGGCAUUGAAGGGAUUGGUGGGAGGGCUCGUGGCGAGGGUCCUGAAGUUUCUGGAGAAAGCGUGGGCAUUAGGGGUUUCAGAGCCUAAGAAAGUCAUUCAUGGCAUCAAAGUUGGGAUUGCUCUGUCCCUGGUUUCGCUGUUUUAUUACAUGAGGCCCUUACAUGAUGGUGUUGGAGGAAAUGCUAUGUGGGCUGUCCUGACUGUGGUGGUUGUUUUUGAAUACACAGUUGGUGCUACACUAUCCAAGAGCUUAAAUAGAGCCGCAGGCACGUUUCUUGCUGGGUCACUUGGCAUCGGCGUGCAAUGGAUGGCAAGCCAGUCAGGAGAAAAGCUCGAGCCCAUAAUUCUUGGAAUAUCUGUUUUCGUGCUAGCUGCAGCAGCGACAUUUUCUCGGUUCAUGCCACCGGUAAAAGCACGGUUUGAUUACGGGGCCAUGAUCUUCAUACUCACCUUCAGCUUAGUUUCAGUCUCCGGUUAUCGAGUCGAGAAACUGUUUGAAAUGGCGCAUCAUAGAUUAUCAACGAUAGCUAUUGGGACUUCCCUGUGCACUCUCAUCAGUAUGCUCGUCUCUCCCGUUUGGGCUGGUGAUGAACUUCACCGUCUCAUCCAUCGCAAUAUGGAAAAGCUCGCUGAAUCUCUCGAAGGGUGUGUUGCAGAGUACUUCGAGGACAAUCAGAGUGGGAAUCCGAGCGAAGAAGACAAUUCCAAGAAAGCACAAGCAUAUAAAUGUGUCCUAAACUCAAAGGCCACUGAGGAAUCUAUGGCAAAUUUCGCGAGAUGGGAACCUGCACAUGGCCCUUUCAAUUUCCUGCAUCCCUGGAAAGAGUACCUCAAGAUAGGAGCUCUCCUGCGAAACUGCGCUUGCUGUAUCGAGGCUCUCGGUGGCCGUCUCAACUCUGAAAUGCAGGAAGCUGGGCAUUUAAAGGGGUAUUUCAGGGACGCCAGCAUGGCAGUGUGCUCUCAUUCAUGCAAUGUCUUGAGAGAACUUUCAAUGUCGGUGAAAACAAUGACCAAUUCAUCCAAGUUAGGUGCAUCAGUUGCGGAGAUGAACUCUGCACUACAGGAACUGCAAAAUGCCCUGAAAUCUCUUCCUACUCAACUCAAUCUUCACCAGCCACUUCCCAACAAAUCAACUGAGAAUAAGUCCGCCGCUAGGAAAGACUCCGCACCUCCUCUCAUGGGGGUAAUUCCACUGGCAACCUUAGUGUCUUUGUUGACAGAAAUUGCGGCAAGAAUUGAAGAAACUGUCGACGGAGCGGUCAAGUUGGCGGAGUUGGCAGAGUUCAAGGCUUCCAAUGAGGACAAAGCAGCACAAAAUCAGCCCGAUAGCAACAACCGAAGUUCAGAUAACCCGAGCCGCAAAACAUAA
Molecule: messenger RNA, 1473 nt
Organism: Rhodamnia argentea
Lineage: Eukaryota; Viridiplantae; Streptophyta; Magnoliopsida; Myrtales; Myrtaceae
Product: aluminum-activated malate transporter 10-like
Exons: 6
Coding region: 1-1473 (490 amino acids)
Biological process (GO): malate transport
Cellular component (GO): plant-type vacuole membrane
Source: RefSeq, a predicted model, not a curated record